Messenger RNA from Theobroma cacao (cacao), 1495 nucleotides. RefSeq names its product SNARE associated Golgi protein family. NCBI's taxonomy places the organism in Eukaryota, Viridiplantae, Streptophyta, Magnoliopsida, Malvales, Malvaceae. The record is from RefSeq and is a predicted model, not a curated record.
CUUCUAGAAAGGAAAGAGAAAACAGAAAACCGUAAAAAAAAAAAAGUUGGUUGUUAAGUUUGAAUAUUUGUUAGAAGCUUGGGCGUGUUGAAUUCAUUCAAAAAGCAGAAUAAAAGAAAAGAAAAGAAGCACGGAAAUUUCAAGUCGCACACCUUUCCUUCUGCUCAAAAUAACAAGCGAGGGAUCUCCGACCAGCCGCCUGACAGGCAGAGCAGCUCGUCUGUUUCUCCUCCCACGCCGCUGGAACUGGAACUUGUCAGCUGUUGGACUAUAAAAAACAAAGAGAAAAACAGAUGCCAAACUCAUCUGAGGACUUGGAAAAACAAAGCACAAACUCUGGGCAUCAUGUGAGGGAAGACAGUGAAUAUGUAAGGCUGGUUACUUCUGAUGAAGAACCCACUGCAACGGAAAUGGACACCUUGCAACCUCAACCACCCACGAGGAGUAACUCUUUUGUCUGGUGGAUCAAAGCCAUUGUGUUCUGCAUAUUUACACUUAUAUUGCUUCUCAUUUUCUUGAAAUGGGGAGUGCCAUUUCUUUUUGAGAAGGUUCUUUUCCCAAUCAUGCAAUGGGAAGCAACUGCCUUUGGUCGCCCAGUUCUUGCUAUUGUGCUUGUUGCUUCUCUUGCCUUGUUUCCUGUGUUCUUAAUACCUUCUGGUCCUUCGAUGUGGUUGGCUGGGAUGAUUUUUGGCUAUGGUCUUGGGUUCCUCAUAAUUAUGGUUGGAACAACUGUCGGAAUGGUCUUACCCUAUUUGAUUGGACUGCUUUUUCGUGACCGUAUCCAUCACUGGUUGAAGAAAUGGCCCCAGAAAGCUGCUAUGAUUCGACUUGCAGGAGAAGGAAGCUGGAGCCAUCAAUUUAGAGUUGUUGCUCUCUUUAGAGUUUCACCAUUUCCUUACACAAUUUUCAACUAUGUAAUUGUGGUAACCAGCAUGAGGUUUUGGCCCUAUUUAUGUGGAUCAAUUGCUGGAAUGAUUCCAGAAGCUUUUAUCUAUAUCUACAGUGGUCGGUUAAUAAGGACAUUAGCUGAUGUUAAGUAUGGUAACCACCACUUGACGGCUGUGGAAAUUAUAUACAAUAUUAUCUCCCUCAUUAUAGCAAUUGUUACAACAAUUGCUUUUACUGUUUAUGCAAAAAGAGCUUUAAAGGAUCUUGAAAAUGGAGAGACCAAGGAAGAAGAUGACUCUGCCUCUUACCAGGGCGGAUUAGAGAUGGAGAAGCUUCCACUUGAAAGACCUAAGAAUCUGGGCUUCAUGUCUUUUUCAUCAUAGCACGUAUACAAAUGGAAUACAUUGUUUCUCUAAAGAGUUAGAAUGUUUAGGCUUCUGGAUCUUUCUGAUCAUAGGAAAAAUACAAGUACAUAUCAUGAUCUCUCUCUCUCUCUCUUCUUGUCUGGAGACUGGGUUUCUGUUGUUCAUCUUGUAACAGGGGGAAUAUUCCAUUAAAAUUCACAUGUAUAUAUGGAAACACUUACGCAGAUUCGAUAUCCAUGAAA